AUGGCCAAAGAUCUCAGGGUGCUAUCUGCUGCAGACGUCGACAGGAUCUCCUCGUCGUUCUUACCGGAGGACUUGCAAUGUCUAAUGGCAGAAGUGUUCGUUUCGAUCUCUCGCUCUAGGCUGGCUGCUACUUCUGACUCUUCUCGUGCUCGAACUCGGACUCGACCUGGGACUCAAACACCUCAUCGGUUGAAUAUCGCUAUGGAGAAUCAUACCGCUCUGUUUAUGCCUGCCCGGUUCUGUCCCCCCUCCUCCCUGGGGGAUCAGAAAGACAAGUUGCAGAGUGCGGGCUCCGAUGAAACGACGAAGUCUUCAAUUACCACGAGCAUGAAGAUCGUCUCGGUACCGGGAUCCCAAGCUCCGAGAGAGGUAGCUGGUGCAGGUUUACCGGCUACCACUGUCAUUCUUGACGAGCGGACGGGCUCGGUUAGGGCGAUUGUGAACGCGAGGAAGUUGACUGCUUUGAGGAAUGCGGCUGGCUCGCUCCUCUCGUCUACGCUCCUCCUUUCGCAGAAUCGAGGCAGGCUACCGAAGCACAUCGUAGCCUUUGGAGCGGGGAACCAAAUUGAAGCGCAUCUGGAGCUUUACUUGCGUUUCUUCAACCCCCCUAAUACACCCGAAUGCGAUGGGCAAAAAGGAGACGACGAGUCGGUCCCGGAAGGCAAGGGCGGAGUAGUGGAGAAAUGCACGAUCGUCAAUCGCUCGGGGAACGAUCGCGCGAAGGGGUUGAUUGGGAGGUUGUCUUCCCAGUUUGAAAAGGUUGUGUUUGAGCUGGUGUGCUCGGCGGGAGACUCGGAGGAGGGUGUCGGCGGUAAUGCUGAGGGUGCCACGGCGACAGCUUCGAAAGAAUCUUCGUCCGAACGCGUCGAGCGAGCACUCCGCACCGCUGACCUCGUCAUCUGCGCUACUUCGGCCAGGCAGCCGCUCUUCCGCUCUGAAUGGGUACGGGAUGGGACGCAUAUUGUUCUGGUGGGGAGUUAUACCCCGGAGAUGAAGGAGGUUGAAGGGAGGAUGGUUGAGAGGGCUUUACAGAGGAAGAGCUGGACUGACCAUGAGGCAGGGAAAGAGAAGAGUUACGAGGGUAGUCACUCUCCGGCUUCACUGCUAGUCGACUCGAGCGAGAGUUGUCUCGUUGAAGCUGGAGAGUUGAUCGAGAUGAGGGUUAAGCCGGAGGAGAUGGUGGAGAUUGGGGAGGUUGUACCGCGGUUACAGGAUGGGAGGGGAGUCGAUAUGGAUGCGUUGAGGGACUGGAUCCGGAAGAGCAUCCACCGGGCAGCUCGGACUCAUGAUCAGGGGGCACCUUCGGAGGGAUGGGAUGGUCCCAUUACGGUUUUCAAGUCGGUUGGUGUGGGACUGCAGGACGUCGUAGUGGCACGAGCUGUGGUGGAUCAGGCUGAGAGAUUGGGAAUGGGGACCGUUGUCCGGGAUUAUGAUGCAGCCUGA
Messenger RNA from Coprinopsis cinerea okayama7#130, 1443 nucleotides. RefSeq lists its product as hypothetical. The transcript has 2 exons. NCBI's taxonomy places the organism in Eukaryota, Fungi, Basidiomycota, Agaricomycetes, Agaricales, Psathyrellaceae. Gene Ontology annotation, cellular component: cytoplasm. Bases 1 to 1443 code for a protein of 480 amino acids. The record is from RefSeq and is a predicted model, not a curated record.